AUGUCUUUUCCCGCUCGGUCGACCUCGCCUCGCGCGCGAAGGGCAUUGCACGAGCGUACCCCCUCUCACUCAAAUGAAAGAUCCCCAGCCCAGUCAUUGCGCAUGGUGCCGAACGAGGAGCUUGAUAUGUACACUGCGACCCCAUUUCCGACGAGACCCGAGCAGAUCCUGUUACCUCUCCCCGGCAAAGGACAACAACAAUACAUAUCAGACACCGGCUUCAGCUAUUCAGAUCAUUUAGGAUCGUCGGCAUAUUCCCCACCGGUUUUCACCCAACCGACACACAACAGCCCGAGAGACCACUCAAUUGGUGAGAGUUGGGAUGUAUCCUCCACCGUGGAUACCGGCAACUCGCCUCCGCAAUUGUGGGAUGACGACCCGUCCUCCAGCAAGUCAUCGUUGCCAGACGCGGGGAAAGCACCAGACUAUGGGUCCGAGAGUUCAGAACCCGAGUACUCGGAUGACGAGAUGAUGGUCCUGCCGACGACCACGCCAACUAUCAAAGCCGUGGUCUCCGAGUCAUCCAUGUCGCCAAAGUCCUCCGCGGAGUCUGUCACUAGUUAUUCCAGCCCUGUGCUCGAACAACACGGGGCCCCGUCAAGUCCGAACUUUGUUAUGCUGGAUAACUCGAGCGUGAACUUCAACAGUUCGGCUACAGCAUCGGAGUCAGAUCCACGAACAAACUCCCUCUCUUCGUAUAAUUCACGAGGAACUGUCGUCAGACAUGUCGGCUCUGCACCCUGGUUCCAAAAUGCCUUCCAACCAGCUUCAUCGGAUCAUUCAAGCUAUGGUUCCCCGUCAUUCAACUCCAGUCCACCCGCCCAGUCCAUCGCUUCAUUCCACUCCAGCCCACCCGCGCAAUCAAUAGCCUCAUUCCGUUCAUCAUCCAGGGCACCAUCAGGCAGCCGUUCCCAAUCAGCAACUUCUUCUUCGCGCAGCCUCCGCUCCGCUUCUGACUUGCAGGCAGCCAUUGACAAUGGCGUGCCUAUUCAAUACCCGCGGAUCCGCGCGCCAUCGUCUUCAAGCUCCCGUGCCGGCACAUCAGUUACAUCAGAACGCGACUUUACUCCCGGCCCCCCAUCCGGACGUUGUAAUCCCCACCUGGCAUCAGGACGCUGGAACCCGCACCUAUCAACAGUCUCAUCCGUCUGGUCCGCUGAUGAAUUAAGUAACCUCGCCGGACAAGCAGACACAGACUCAGACCGCGAAAUGACAGAGCCGACCCCACCACCACCAGCAGCCCUAAACCCAGAAACAACCAGAUCCUCCGUCUGGCUCGUCGACUCCUCAAACGACAGCGAGGAUGAGCGCCUCGACAGUCUGACCAAGCUCCCCACUCGCCCAGUGUUCUCCCAAAGUCUCUCCUCCGGCUCAAAACGAAGUAACAGCACCCGCAGCCUUCAACGCCCAGGCACGGGGACAAGCACAAUCCUCAACAUCCUCCCAACCUGGGCAAAAGUCUAUUACCUACGCGAACCAAUGGGCCUCAACUCAACACUCUCCAUGAUGGAUGCUAGCCGUCCAUCAUCUAUUCGUCCACCAUCUACUUAUCCACCAUCUACCCGCCCUCCAUCUACCCGCCCACCAUCCACGCGUCCAGGAACCGGAACCUCAAACUCAAGCGUCUUCAACCUCGUCCCAGGCCCCCUUAACGUCCCCCGCCCCCGCUCCCCAGAACGCAUAGCAUCUUCCCCACAGCGAAAUUCAAUUGCCCAGCGCGGUCUAGAAAAUGACCCGCGCGAUCCACGCGCCCACUGGGUCCCCUCACCGCAGCCCGAGGACGGCGAGUUCACCGGCAGCCACCUCCACCGCCUCCGACACAGUUGGUCACCACACCUCAUCCCAGACCGACGUGUUCUACAACGCUCGACAAGCCGAUGGCGUGCGCCAUCCCUCGACUCUCGCAACGAGCCCGUUUUCGGUCGUCGAAAUAUCCAGGUCUAUUCAUUCUGCCUGGGUUUUAUUUGCCCUGUUGCAUGGUGUGUUGCAGCGUUCCUGCCACUACCGCCGAAACCGAAGAUGCCGCAGAUGGUCGAGUAUGAGUCUAGUUCGGAUGUUGGUGCUGCGCUUGAGGCCCAGUGUGUGAAUUUACAGCAAAGGAGGAGAGAUAAUGCGCGCUGGUGGAGGAAUCUUAAUCGAUGGAUGAUCUCCCUUGGGGUUGUUAUUGUUGUUGUUAUCAUUGUGUUGGCUGUUAUUGGGACUACCACGGGUUUUUAG
Messenger RNA from Penicillium coprophilum, 2217 nucleotides. Its product is annotated as putative serine-rich protein. Lineage: Eukaryota; Fungi; Ascomycota; Eurotiomycetes; Eurotiales; Aspergillaceae. The transcript has a single exon. The record is from RefSeq and is a predicted model, not a curated record. The coding region runs from base 1 to 2217 and encodes 738 amino acids.